AUGGAGCGGCCGUACCAGGGCGGCAGCGCGGCGGCGUGCGCGGAGGAAGGCGGCAGGAAAGGCGAGACCUUUGACGACGCCGCCGCGGAGAACCUCCUGGCAAAGCUUCGUCUGAAGUUCCGGUCGGGCGAGACGCGGAGCUUGGCGUGGCGCGAGCAGCAGCUGCGCAAUGUGGUGCGCAUGGCGGAGGAGCACGAGGACGACAUGAUGGCGGCGCUCAAGGCGGAUCUAGGCCGCGGCCGCAUGGAGGCUCUCAUAGAGGUGCUGGGCGUGUGGAAGGCGGCGAGUCACAUGCUGAAGCACUUCAAGAAAUGGCUGCAACCGCACAAGGUGGGCACGCCGCUGUUGUUGAGGCCAGGGCGGUCAGAGGUGCUGUAUGAGCCGCUGGGCGUGGUGCUCAUCAUCUCGCCCUGGAACUUCCCCUUUCGUACGUCCCCUCCCCACCGCUUCUCCUUACAACUUCUCCACCGCUUCUCCUUACAACUCCCCCCUAUGGAGCACGUCCACUCCCAGCAUUCUCCUUCUCCCUCCCUCUCCUCUCUUCUCCUCUCCAUGUCUACCCCUCUCAGUGCUGUCUCUGGAGCCGCUAGUGGGAGCGCUAGAAGCGGGCAACGCAGCGGUGCUGAGGCCCUCAGAGGAGCUCUCAUGGUGCCAUCUCUCUCCGCUCUAUCUCGUGUGUGUUUCCAUCUCUCAGUGCUGUCUCUGGAGCCGCUAGUGGGAGCGCUAGAAGCGGGCAACGCAGCGGUGCUGAGGCCCUCAGAGGAGUUCUCAUGGUGCCAUCGCUCCUCUCCGCUCUAUCUCGUUGCUGUCUCUGGAGCCACUAGUGGGAGCGCUAGAAGCGGGCAACGCAGCGGUGCUGAGGCCCUCAGAGGAGCUCUCAUGGUGCCAUCUCUCCUCUCCGCUCUAUCUCGUGUGUGUUUCCAUCUCUCAGUGCUGUCUCUGGAGCCGCUAGUGGGGGCGCUAGCAGCGGGCAACGUGGCGGUGCUGAAGCCCUCAGAGCUCUCCCCCGCCUGCUCGCACCUGCUCUCGCGCCUCCUCCCCCUCUACCUCGACUCGCACGCCGUUCAGGCAGGUGCUAUCCACGCCAGUGCGCUCAGAGUGACACAAGGGGCGACGCGUGCACGUGCAGGCAGCAGCACAUCCCUGCGGUUCGCUCUCAUCCCCAACCCCCUUCUUCCCCAACCCCCUUCUUCCCCAACCCCCUUCUUCCCCAACCCCCUUCUUCCCCAACCCCCUUCUUCCCCAACCCCCUUCUUCCCCAACCCCCUUCUUCCCCACCCCCCCUUCUUCCCCAACCCCCUUCUUCCCCACCCCCCUUCUUCCCCAACCCCCUUCUUCCCCACCCCCCUUCUUCCCCAACCCCCCCCCCCCUUGCCGCAGGUGGUGGAAGGCGGCCCAGAGACAGGCAAGGCGCUGCUGGGGCGGCGUAAGCAUUUGACACCUGUCACUCUGGAGCUGGGCGGCAAAAAUCCACUGUUCAUCGACGAGUCCGCUGACCUGGAGGUGUGUGCUGCCGACCUGGAGGUGUGUGCUGCUGACCUGGAGGUGUGUGCUGCCGACCUGGAGGUGUCAGCAAGGCGGAUCGUAUCGGGCAAGUGCACGAACACGGGGCAGGUGUGCCUCCUGCCCGACUACAUUCUCGCCUCCAAGGACGUUGCUGCGCGGCUGGUUCGUCUAGAGGAGCUGCCCCAUCUGAAGGCAGCCGUGGAGCAGUUUUACGGCAGCAACCCCGCUGGGUGCCCUGACCUCGCCCGCAUCAUCAACACCUCCCACCUGCUCCGCCUGCAGAGGCUUCUCGACCAUCCUGCUACCGCCUCCUGUGUCGUGCACGGGGGGCAGAGCGAUGUGGAAUCGAGGUACUUUGCCCCAACGCUGCUGCUCAACGUGCCCUGGGAUGCCCCCAUCAUGCAGUCCGAGAUCUUUGGGCCCAUCCUGGCCAUCCAAACAGUGUCAGGAGUGGACGAGGCCAUUGGAAUCGUAAACGCGCGCCCCAAGCUGCUCGUGGUGAUGGUCUUCACGUCCCGGGAGGACGUGCGGCAGCGCUUCCUCAAGGAGAGCAGCUCGGGGGCUGUCGUGGCCAAUGAGCUCAUCCUGCAGGUCUGCAACAUGGAGUGCCGUUUGGUGGUGUGA
Messenger RNA from Closterium sp. NIES-65, 2130 nucleotides. The record is from the annotation of a GenBank genome assembly. NCBI's taxonomy places the organism in Eukaryota, Viridiplantae, Streptophyta, Zygnematophyceae, Desmidiales, Closteriaceae.